Messenger RNA from Oikopleura dioica, 396 nucleotides. Lineage: Eukaryota; Metazoa; Chordata; Appendicularia; Copelata; Oikopleuridae. The record is from the annotation of a GenBank genome assembly.
AUGAGCCCUUUUUCAAGUCAAAGAGGCGAUUCUGACUUCACCGGAGCGCUCACAUUUUGCGUCUGCUCGUUGGGCAUCGCCUUCCCUUUUAUCAUCGGCAUAUUGGCUUACAUCACAGCUUGCAACCUUGAUGAAUUGGACGAAAACGUGCCGACUUCGCUCAUCUCGCUCGCAACUCAAAAUGCAGAUAAACAACCGACCCCGAGUUUACGACAUCAUUUCUAUACAAAACCAAAGCACAGGAGAUUUUCAAGAGUCGGGUCUUCAAUCAGAAAGGAAGAAAAAGAAAACGGAAAGCCGAGAACAAGCUUUUCAGAUUCGGUGAAAAAGAUGAACGAAAAUUUUAUUACCAGCUACAACUCAAGUUUCAAACGAAGAUCUAAAACUUCUCUGUGA